This is a messenger RNA of Zeugodacus cucurbitae (melon fly), 809 nucleotides long. RefSeq names its product enhancer of split m8 protein. Gene Ontology annotation, molecular function: protein dimerization activity; RNA polymerase II cis-regulatory region sequence-specific DNA binding; DNA-binding transcription factor activity, RNA polymerase II-specific. Gene Ontology annotation, biological process: anterior/posterior pattern specification; regulation of transcription by RNA polymerase II; regulation of neurogenesis. The transcript has a single exon. NCBI's taxonomy places the organism in Eukaryota, Metazoa, Arthropoda, Insecta, Diptera, Tephritidae. The record is from RefSeq and is a predicted model, not a curated record. Gene Ontology annotation, cellular component: nucleus. The coding region runs from base 57 to 647 and encodes 196 amino acids.
AUGACAACACAUUCGCAACAACCGUCGAAACGUGAACAACACACAAAACGCACAAAAUGGCACAGCAAAGCAAAACACAAAUUUACUUGAAAGUCAAGAAACCACUAUUGGAACGUCAAAGACGUGCACGUAUUAAUAACUGUUUGGAUUCAUUGAAGAAACUCGUAGCUGAACUACAAGCUGACGAUGGCGUAUUACGCAUGGAUAAAGCAGAAUUACUGGAGCAAACACUUGUUUUCGUACGUCAACAGUGCCGCAGUAAGGCACAACAACAAAGCGCACAAGUGCACACCGAUUCAUUUCGUAAUGGUUAUAUGAAUGCAGUUAAUGAGGUGUCACGUAUGAUGGCCUCAACACCCGGCAUGAGCGUCGAGGUGGGCAAAUCUGUAAUGACACAUUUGGGACGUAGUUUUAAUCGCCUACAACAACAACAGCAGCAACAAGAACCACAACAUAUCACAGCUCAACAGCAGCAACAAGUAUCACAGCGGCAAACCACAACAAAAACAAAUAUACAACCACUACGCAUUGAAUGCGCACCAUUAAGUCCUGCUUCUUCCGGCUAUCAUAGCGACUGUGAAAGUCCCAUCGCUUCACCUGUUGCACAGCAGUCCAAAGCCACAGCCGGUUUAUGGCGACCUUGGUAAUGAAAUGACAUUGCAAAGCAGAAGAAUGCAAUGGGAGAGAGCGUGAUAGACUAGCGGGCACUUGACUCUGAUAUGCCGGCCACCAACUGUGAUACUGUUCUGUGAUGUUUCUAUUGAACAACAUUUUUAUUAUUAUAUUAAAAAUAUUAAGAAUUAAUUAUA